This is a messenger RNA of Eleginops maclovinus (Patagonian blennie), 2576 nucleotides long. RefSeq names its product regulator of G-protein signaling 8-like. Lineage: Eukaryota; Metazoa; Chordata; Actinopteri; Perciformes; Eleginopidae. The transcript is spliced from 5 exons. Bases 262 to 786 code for a protein of 174 amino acids. The record is from RefSeq and is a predicted model, not a curated record.
UCGCUCUAACCAACUCCGCUGCUCUCUUCCCCCCGCGAUUUCACACCAAUGAGCAUGCUGUGUGUAGCUCCCACUCGCUGGCAUCAGAAACACUAAAUAUCUUCGGUUUCGAGCUGCACAGAUACAUACAAAAACGCACCAGCAUUGGCUAGACGGAGGCUGCGUUCUGCCAAAACACACCUUGGGGAUAGGCUGUGAUAAAUAAGAAGGGGAGCAAGAGUCCAGCAUCUCUCGCACACACACGACUCAAGGAUCAGCACCAUGAAGACUAGACUAGGCUGCCUGUCACACAAGUCUGACUCCUACAGUGAUUUCUCCGAGUUCCUGCCGCCUGUCCAUGAGACUACCGCCAGAUGCCUGAAAGUUUCAACAGAUGAGGUUGUUCGAUGGUCAGAAUCGUUUGAUCACCUCCUCUCGCACAAAUAUGGCCUGGCUGCCUUCCGGACAUUUCUCAAGUCAGAGUUUAGUGACGAGAAUAUUGAGUUUUGGAUGGCCUGCGAGGAAUAUAAGAAAGUCAAAAGCUCAACCAAGCUUGCGUCCAAAGCAAACAAGAUCCUCCACGAGUUCAUUGACAACCAGGCACCCAGAGAGAUAAACAUCGACUACCGCACCAGGGAAAAGACCAAGCAGACUCUUAAGGAUCCAUCCCCAACCAGUCUCAAUGAAGUCCAAGCUAAGGUCUACAGUCUCAUGGAGAAAGACUCCUACCCAAGGUUCCUCAGGUCCAAGAUGUACCAGGAUAUAGUGAACAGGGCACACGCACAUGGCCAGCGAAGAUCUGUUUGACCAAAUGUGAUGAAGACCACAGACGACAUAAAAUCGGACCAACACUGUAUAUCAAUUGUAAACCCUUUGACGUCAUCUCUGAAUACUGUGAAUCUGCAAGGAUGGUGGUGACAUGCUUGACUGUUUCCUUUGUCUACACCAGCUCCAAGCAUGCAAUCCCUCUAGUAAAGAUGUGUCUUGGUUGGCUGCACUGCACACAGGACAUUUGAUCAAGAUAGGUGAAUCGUUUUACCUCUAAUAAGUGCUGGGCGAUAUGUUAUAAAUACUAUGUAAUUCAAAUAUAUACUUGUACAACUGACAUUUACAAUGAAACUGACUGUGGCUACUAAAGAGAGAGCAAGCAGCCACUGAAACAUGCCAACCAAUUCUUGAUCUUGUAAAAUGUUUAUUUUGAGUUAAAGCUUCUAAAAGAAUUGCUUGAGAAUGGAGAAUGUAAAAUACGGUUGAAAGCUCAAACCAUUUCCAAGCUCAAGAAGAAAACACAAUAUCACUUACCGGUAAACAAAUAACCAGUUAAUUUGAUAAACCCAAAUUUUAUAAAAGUGUCCCUUUGUUUAAGAACAUGUGAUUCUUGACUUCUUGUAGGUAGUUCUUAAUGUUGGUGUUACUUAUAUAAAACUGUUUCUUGAAGCAGAUUUGUAAUUUUUGAUAUUACACUGAAUAAAUCAAAUUUGAUUUGAUACUAUACUUAUCAUAAAAGUACCAUUAGCUUGAUUAAAUGGUUUGACUCGAUUGGGUUCCACACACUUAAUGCUUUUAAUACACAGUUGACCAAGAGAAGAUUUAAUUCUAUCUUUAGCACAACAGAAAGUUGAGAUGAAUACCCUCGUAUAGUUUUUUCGCCCAGCUCUACCUCCAUUUACCUUCAGUUCUUUGUGAAAUAGAUACCGUUGUAUGCAGGACUUGACCUGCAGUAGUAGUUUGUGUGUUUACAACAGACACCUAAUAUCUGAAACUGUGCCAAACUAGAUUGCAUUAGAUAUUGAUAUGGCUGCAUAAUCCUGUGUGUUGUAAACUCUUGCAGGUGUUCUAUGUGAAAUUUAAUAAAAGUAUUUGGGAUAGUUUUUGCUUUCAAUUCAUGCAAUAGAGGAGGUUCAAAUGUACAUUCAUUCAAGUUGAAUUACUUAAUUGACCUAUUUUGUUUGCCUGCUAGGAUAUUUGGUAAUAUAUCUUAAUAAAAAAGUGGUGUAUCAACCAGCAAAUAACCAAUUAGCAAAAUGUACAUCGUAAUUAGCACACAGCGCCUCAUCGAAUUGAACAAUUGACAUUGACCUCCUGCUAGCAUUGAACUAAAAGCAACAGCCAGACCCCCAGAAAAUGUGUUCUGGUUGAAAAACUUGUUGUGCAAAGUUUUAAUUUUUUAGCAUGAUGCAAUACUGAGAAAUACUAUUUAGAUAUUCUUUGACAUGUACAGUGUGUUAUGAAAACGACUGCCAAAUAAAUGCAGUCCAGAGUAUGUCAGUAACAUGUAUUUGAAAUGUGCUCCCUCAGUGUUUGCACUCCUUUUUAAAUACUUAGUUUGAAAAGAUUUCAGCUGAGAUAUUUGUCUUUAUUGCAUGUGUACUUUAAAGGCAAAACAGUCGGAAAUACAACAAAACUGGCUGAACAACAUAUCGCCCUGUAUGGUAUGUUACUGUGUUCCACAUGAAUGUAGCCCUCCCUAUAUUUUGCAAUUAAAAACAAAUUUGCAUCUAUGUUAGUGUGCAAUGUGUGACUUCAUUAUCAAUACCUAAUGUCUAUGAGAUUUAUGAAAAAUUCAUUUAUCUCCUGAUCAGACGACGGAUUGACCU